AUGUGGCGACUGUUUUGUGCUGAUAAGGGAAAAGGUCCCGUGGCCAGCGCGUACGAUCUCAAGUCGCUGAAGGAUUUUGUCCAACACCUGGCCUACGGAAUUGAGGGAAAAUACGACGACGAAGCGGCUGGACAAGGCUCUGUCAGGGUGGUCUGGAAGCGGUUUACUGCCGGAUUCAAGCGCGAGCAUGACGCUAUUCCAGGGCAUAUAACACUAUCAGUGACAAAUUUCCUCCGUGAAACAGUAUUUCCCCGACGUGGAAACAAGAGUACUAAGCGGAAGCGGAAUCAUGCGAGGAAGAACCACUUCAUCCACCUUGGUCGUCAGCUCUGGGAGAACGACUUUGAUGUAUACACAAAGCCGAUCACAAGGGUGAGCAUAUGGGCGCAGAUGUUGCUCUACGUGUUCUCCUCAGCAAGAUUAUGCGAGUAUCUUGAAGGUGUUUCUCGAGCAAACUCUGGACGGGGGCUAUAUUGCAAAGAUAUCAAAUUUGGUGUCAUCCGUAAUGAGCUUGGCGAGCCUGAACUUGCUGCCCAGGUUGUAAAAGACGCAAAGGGGAUGACGAAUACUCCCGAAAAACGACCCGAACAUGAGAUUUAUGAAGGGCUAUCGAGUAGACCGCGAUUUCUCCUUCUGAAUCCGAUGCUGCCGAUCGUCGCAUUGCUCUUCGCUAGUGACAGGUUUCGGGACUAUGCUACGGUGGAUGCCGUUUUGGCCAUCCCCGCUCCGCCACCGGAUGAGGUUUACGUCCUUGAAUGGGCAGACCCAGAGAGUCCCCUUUUCGAGGGCCUAGACGGACACAUCCAAAAGGCAGCGGUGCUUGCAAAAAUUCUAAGAGAAUGGGCCAUACGAGCUGGAUAUCCUACCAAUCCGACAAUUCACGAUUUCCGAGCAGAGGGCUUAUAUUUGACUGACAAGAUCUACUCAGUAACGCAGAGAAUGGUCUACGCUGGACACCGAGGUGAAAAGACUCAUCGCCAACAUUACGCACCGAACAAUGGGGUCGAUGGCCAGGCUGCAUAUCUCGGCGAUGAUGUGCGUACACACGUGGCUGAUCUCUUUCGAGGGUUGUCGCUGCAUCGAAAUCCCGACCUCUGGCAGACUUUGCCGGCGGAGAAAAGAUAUCAACUAGAGAAUCGAGAGGAUUAUUCAGAGGUACAAAACGCUCUCUCGAGCCUAAGUGGCUCAUCUCUCGCUGUACAGAAAAAGCGUCAGGACCUAUAUCAGCAAAAAAGGCAGCUAAUCCGAGAAGAAUUACGAAUUUGUCAAAAAACCCAACCCCGUCGCCCUCUGCAUGAGGAAGCAGAUGGAACCUACGCCAUGGGUUCCCAUCGAUCACGAUUCAGCAGAGCCUGCCGAAUGAUGCCCACACGCCAACGCUUGGCGGAAACUAUUUUUCAAGAGGCCACUCUCCGCAGCGACUUGGGACGCCAAGUCCUGAACGACAUGAUCACCUUGUGCAGGCAAAAACAUGAGAUCGAGAUACGUCCAGGGCUGGAACUUGAUAAAUGCCACUGCGCGGAGUCAAAGAAAAUAUCUCAAGCGUAA
This is a messenger RNA of Talaromyces stipitatus ATCC 10500, 1548 nucleotides long. RefSeq lists its product as uncharacterized. The record is from RefSeq and is a predicted model, not a curated record. The transcript is spliced from 6 exons. Bases 1 to 1548 code for a protein of 515 amino acids. Lineage: Eukaryota; Fungi; Ascomycota; Eurotiomycetes; Eurotiales; Trichocomaceae. Gene Ontology annotation, molecular function: DNA binding.